Messenger RNA from Selaginella moellendorffii, 1952 nucleotides. RefSeq names its product myosin-4. Lineage: Eukaryota; Viridiplantae; Streptophyta; Lycopodiopsida; Selaginellales; Selaginellaceae. The transcript is spliced from 9 exons. The record is from RefSeq and is a predicted model, not a curated record. Bases 352 to 1920 code for a protein of 522 amino acids.
GGCUAGAACGGGAGAAAAAGAGUUUCGCGCUGUGGCCGGCGCGAUCGAUUGCUCGGUCAAUCACCGCGAUGAAUCAGGGCAGAGUUUUUCUCGAUUCUCCUCCUCCUCGGCGCCGCGCAUUGUGGAUCCAUGAGGUUGCGGCGCUCUUCCGGCGCGCCCACUUUUGCCCUAACCGGUAAAAUAGGUUUAGGGCACACAGCGUAAGUUCGGUUUUUUUCCCAGUGGGCGGAUCAUGUCGCCUAUGUGUAAUUCCUCCUCCUAGUUUGCUUUGCUCCCAUCCACGAGGAGAGAAGGAAAAAAUGUAUUUUAGCGUGAGUGGUGCUGGAUCCUGACGAUUGUUUUGAUGCAGACAUGGAUGGAAAUCGGAGUGUUGUUGGCGACAGAUCAUCUACACCAGAUAAGAAAGUCCAGCCCAAGUUAACAGACGUCGAAAGCGUGUUGUCCCAGUCGCUGAGGAACGAGAACGAUUUGUUGAGGUGCCAGCUUAACGAUGUCAUCGCCAGGGAGAAAAACCAGAGGAUUGAGCUCCAGAGGCUGCGACAGCACCGUGACGCGGAGGUGUCAUCACUCGUCCAGUCGCAAACUUCGCAGCUCAAGUGCGAGGUGGAGCAGCUCAAGUCACUGUUGCAAGGCACGUCGGCGCAGCUGCGGGAGGUGAUCAACGAGAGGGAUGAACUGCACAUACAGAAGGAGGAGGCGCUGCGUGCGUUCGAGGAGGCCAGGCACAACGCCGGCUCUCAAGAGUCUCGAAUGGCCGACCACAUCCGGAGUUUGGAGGAGGCUCUGUGCAAGAGCACAGCGAUUGUCAGCAGCCUCGCGGAUUCCGUGGACAGCUUCCAACGACACGUUCUUCCUACUUUUAAGCCUUCCGGUUUUGAAGUCGGCAAGUUGCCGCAAAAAGUAGCACCAGAUUCUGGAGAGGGCAGACUUAUCAUGCAACAGCUGACGAGAUUGGAGAACAGCUUGACUUUAUUAAGGGUGAUUGUGGACGCAAAGAACGACACACUCGUUCUCAUUCGCGGAAAGUUGAAACAAGAGAAUGAGGAGUUGCGCAACGAGAUGCAGCUGACGCGGGAUAAGAAGCAGCCAACGGGCCAAGCUGUGCCUAGCGGUGACGAGGCUGGAUUUGAGAAGCAUUUACUUCGCCAAGAGUUACAGUCCUUGCAGAAACUCUUCAAUGCCGAAGUGCAGCAAUUAAAAUCUAAGCUAAAAAUGUAUGAAACGGAAGAGCAACAAGGUCAAGGACGGCUUAUGGAAGUCCAGAAGGAGCUAACAGCUUUGCAAGACAAGCUCCAUUCUGUCGAGGCAUCCAGGGCCAUGCUAGAAGCCAGCCUCAAGGAGGAAUCCAGUGCGCGAUCUCAGCUGGUUUCUCAAGUUUUCCAACUGCGGAAGGAUAACGAGAAAGCCCGAACAGAGCUCGAAACUUUGAAGCUCAACCAAAAGUUCUUGGUCCGGCAACCACGCAACGGCCGCAUACCACCAGAAAAGAUGGAUUUGAUGAACACGGUGAACCAGCUCUUGAUGGAGAUCAACAAGCUCAAGAGCGAAAAGGUCGGCUUGGAGGAGGAGCUCAAGACGUUGAGACGCACGCAAGUCCGGGACCGUGUCAAGCGGGGAGUGACGGCUCGAGACGUGGAAAUGGCAGCUCUCAACAAGGUAGGGGACGGUGAAUUGGCAUCGAAGCUUGCGAGAUCGAGGCUUCAGCAGCUUGCUGUCCAAGACAACUCGAGGCCAUUCUCGCCGGCAUUGACAGACUGCUCAUCGCACGGAAGCGUUGGAGCGUUUAGCAUGAACGUCGACUAUAGCUCCAGUAGCGUCCUCCAAGGUGGGCUUCAGGGAGCUAAUUGUUGCUUGGAAAUGCCUUCCAGGGACGAAGUCUACCACCACCAUCCCAGCGGCCUCACUGUGAAAGCGGUCUAAAUACAAAUUUUCUCGCUCGUUGUUUUGUACAA